Brassica rapa (field mustard) is the source of this 888-nucleotide messenger RNA. Its product is annotated as thylakoid lumenal 16.5 kDa protein, chloroplastic. NCBI's taxonomy places the organism in Eukaryota, Viridiplantae, Streptophyta, Magnoliopsida, Brassicales, Brassicaceae. The record is from RefSeq and is a predicted model, not a curated record. Gene Ontology annotation, biological process: photosystem II repair.
AACAAGUCUAGCUACAGAGACCUUAUCAUCAUCUAAAACCAUAAACCAAUGCUAAGUAAAAAAUUUGAAGAGGACAAGGAACAAUGGCGAAGUCACUCCUUUGUUCUUCAGCCCUAAACACAUUCCUCUCCUCCACUCUCUCUUCAUCAACUUCUUCCAAGAACAACCAAAUCGCAUGCUCAGGAAACAUCAAGAACCAGACACCGUCUCUGUCGUGGAACAGACGAGAGCUGUCUCUUGGUUUCAUGAGCACAUUUCUCGCGGUUGGUCUCGUUGGUAAUAACGACAGGAGAAGCCGCGACGCGAAUGCAGCGAUUCUCGAAGCUGACGACGAUGAGGAGCUUCUGGAGAAAGUGAAGCAAGAUCGGAAAAAGAGGAUCGAGAGACAAGCUGUUCUUAACUCUGCUGUUAAAGAAAAGGGGUAUUUGCAGGAUCUUGUUUACAAUUUAAGCAAAGUAGGACAAGCCAUUGAGAACAAUGAUCUACCAGCUGCAGGUUUGGUUUUGGGGAAUGGCAGUGAUACCGAAUGGGUCAAGACAGCUAACUUUGCUUUCACAAAGUUGAGUGCAAGUCCAGAAGAGAAUACAGAGGUGGAAACGUUUAAUUCAUCUUUAGCUUCUCUUGUUACAUCAGUGAACAAGAACGAUCUAGAGUCAUCUAAGCUCGCGUUCGUGUCAUCGGCUAGUGCAUUUGAGAAAUGGUCGAGCUUGACUGGUCUUUUAGGACAGCUCAAGGGCAUCUGAUAGGCUGUGGCUACCAAUUUGUUUUACUUUUGUUUGUAAUUUUCUGAAGAUUUGUCAACAAAAGAAAGAGUUUCCUUUGAAAAAAUCCAUCUGCUAAACAUCUUUGGUUAUCAUUCUUUAUACAUUUGUUCAUACUUUCCUUGCA